Molecule: messenger RNA, 863 nt
Organism: Schistosoma haematobium
Lineage: Eukaryota; Metazoa; Platyhelminthes; Trematoda; Strigeidida; Schistosomatidae
Exons: 3
Coding region: 459-860 (133 amino acids)
Source: RefSeq, a predicted model, not a curated record
UUAAUGUCGAAGUAUUUACUUAACAAUAUUUGUACAUAUUCAUAGUGAUGUUAAAUAGUUAUUAAAUAAAUUCAUUUUUAUUUCCAUUAAUCAGUCAAAAUCUAAUGCAGAUUCACAUACACGUCGAUGUAAAUGCCGAGGGACAUGUCAAGCACGGUGUAGUUGUAGACGUUCUGGUCGUCCGUGUGUCCCAUUGCGUUGUUACUGCGUUUCAGGUCUAUGCAAAAAUCGUUCAGAUUCAUCAUCGCAAAACAGUCAAAUGGUCAGUUCAGUCGAAAAUCCUGCAACUGUUAUGGGACCACCAUCUGGAUUUCCCGUUAUAUUACGUCCCAAACGUAAAACUCGUGCAUUAUAAAUUUGAUUGAAGAACAACAAAAAUAAACAUAUGACUCACACACUGAUGAAUGAAACGUAUAGUUUAAACAAACAACAAACUUGUUCAUCCAUAUCAGAAAAUAAUGAUAAUGAUGAUUUACCAUCUCCAACUGACAAUUCACAACUAUCUGACGGCAUCGUCAUCUGAAGUUUCUAAGAUUAAUUUAGAAACUCAAAUAUGUGAAUUGGAAUCUCAACUAAUGACAGAGAAACGAAAAUCUGAGGAGAAUUCAAAAUCUAAUGCAGAUUCACAUACACGUCGAUGUAAAUGCCGAGGGACAUGUCAAGCACGGUGUAGUUGUAGACGUUCUGGUCGUCCGUGUGUCCCAUUGCGUUGUUACUGCAUUUCUGGUAUAUGCAAAAACCGUUUAGAUUCAUCAUCAGAAGACAGUCAAAUAGUUAUGGGACCACCAUCUGGAUUACCCGUUAUAUUACGUCCAAAACGUAAAACUCGUGCAUUACAAUUAAAUAAAAUCUCCAACUGACAA